This is a messenger RNA of Amoebophrya sp. A120, 1048 nucleotides long. The record is from the annotation of a GenBank genome assembly. Lineage: Eukaryota; Dinophyceae; Syndiniales; Amoebophryaceae.
CGGGAUGACAUGCAGCCACCCGAGUACGAGGAGAUUUUGUCGGCCGCGCACUUAUCAACUGCAAAAAUGUCUGGGUCUGGAAGAUUGCCAGGUUUGUCAUGCAUAUUUUGCAUGACCUAUGAUGUCCGUGAUGCAUGCCCUAGCAUCACAUAUUUUUAGAGGACUUUGCGAAUCGCAAAUUGCAAUGCCUCUACCGCAUGAGAAAUGCCCUCUCCGCAUAGCACAAACUGGAACGCUCUUGCUGGUCAUGCAAUGCACAUUUUUUUAGAAUCCAGAGACAGCAUUACAAGUUUAGAAUCUUCCAGACCCGGACACUUUUGCAAUCCAUACCACUACUUUCGCGACAAGGUCGCUCCCGAAGUAGAAAAUUUGCCGUGGUUGAAGCAUGGGGACGCUGAAAUUUUCCCCGCGAACACCCGCCAUCCAGAUGAUCCCCUGGGCCGAGGACUUCCAGCACAGAAAAUCAACUAUCAAAUGCAAAUAUGUCUGGGUCUGGAAGAGUGAGCGAUUUGUCAUCUAGCUUUUCCAUGACCCGUGAGGUCUGGAAUGCAGGACCUAGCAUGACAGAUUCUGUGCGAUCUCUCUCGUGCCUGUCCUGCAUGAGAAACUCCCUCCCGACUUGGUCAAAACUGGACGGCUUUUGGUAAUCCUGCAACACAGAUUUUUGCAUGCUUCAGAUUUAGCAUGACAAGUUGCAUUCUUCCAGACCCAGACAUUUUUACAUUUGAUAUCAACGGACUCGACUCGAUGAAAACGUUCAACGACGUGAUCGAGCUAUGCAUUGCAAAACCAAAAGUAUCGCACUCGCAUAUAAUAAUUGCAUCACUAGUUUGCUUAGCAUGAGAAAGAAAUUUUGUAAUGCGGAUUUACCUUAAGAGAAAUUUAAUGCAUGACUGCAAUUACUACGAGUGCGAUUAUACUUUGGCAGUUCAUACGAGCCCAACAUCAGCAAAUUGGCAGACCUGGUCAUUACCAAGAAGUUUCCGUGGUAUAAGCAGGACGCAGAGGUACAGAAACUCGUGGUCACGCAUUACGAUCCUCCCCCGAG